UCUUCACACUUUAUUAGAGUAACAAACCGUUCUAUAUAUAUAUAUAUACCUCCGUGACACCUCUAGUCAUAUUUUAUUCUAAAACCCAAUCAAAUCUCAAUUCUUCUUUCACUCCUCUCUUCAUCAGAAUGGGAAGUUCUGGAAUAAACAACGACUAUGGUGCAUUCACAUACCAAAACCUUGAGAGAGAACCAUAUUGGCCAACAGAAAAGCUAAGAAUUUCCAUUACCGGUGCUGGUGGGUUUAUUGCCUCCCACAUUGCUCGCCGUCUUAAGACCGAGGGCCAUUACAUUAUUGCCUCUGAUUGGAAGAAGAAUGAGCACAUGACUGAGGACAUGUUCUGUCAUGAGUUCCAUCUUGUUGAUCUUAGGGUUAUGGAUAAUUGCCUCAAAGUUACUAAGGAUGUGGAUCAUGUUUUCAAUCUUGCUGCUGAUAUGGGUGGGAUGGGUUUUAUCCAAUCCAAUCACUCUGUCAUUAUGUAUAACAACACAAUGAUUAGCUUCAAUAUGAUUGAAGCUGCUAGGAUUAAUGGUGUUAAGAGGUUUUUUUAUGCCUCUAGUGCUUGUAUCUACCCUGAAUUCAAACAGUUGGAAACAAAUGUGAGCUUGAAGGAGGCUGAUGCCUGGCCUGCUGAGCCACAAGAUGCAUAUGGGCUGGAGAAGCUUGCAACAGAAGAGUUAUGCAAGCAUUAUAACAAAGAUUUUGGAAUUGAGUGCCGCAUUGGGCGGUUCCAUAACAUAUACGGCCCUUUUGGUACAUGGAAAGGUGGAAGGGAAAAGGCUCCUGCUGCUUUUUGCCGAAAGACACUUACUUCCACAGAUAAAUUUGAGAUGUGGGGAGAUGGAUUACAGACACGAUCCUUCACCUUCAUUGACGAGUGUGUUGAAGGCGUGCUUAGAUUGACUAAAUCAGACUUUCGGGAGCCAGUGAAUAUUGGAAGUGACGAAAUGGUUAGCAUGAAUGAGAUGGCUGAGAUUGUUCUUAGCUUUGAGAACAAAAGCAUACCCAUCCAACACAUUCCUGGUCCAGAGGGUGUUCGUGGCCGCAAUUCAGACAAUACACUUAUCAAAGAGAAACUUGGCUGGGCUCCAACAAUGAAGUUGAAGGAUGGGCUGAGAAUUACAUACUUCUGGAUUAAAGAGCAGCUUGAGAAAGAGAAGGCUGGAGGUGUUGAUGUAACAUCCUAUGGAUCGUCUAAAGUGGUAUCGACUCAAGCCCCUGUUCAACUAGGUUCACUUCGGGCUGCAGAUGGCAAUGAAUGAGGAACUAAAGCAUAGCUGUUAGUGUUCUCUUAAAUGUUUCAAGUGAAUGGUUAGGUUUUAUAUUGCUAUUUUGAAGAGAACUUUGGUUAUAGUUAAUAAGUUAUCUUAAGGUUAAUUUUGGAAGAUGUAAUGCGCUUAUUUUGUUUUAUGUAGCCUGUCUGAGGCAGUACUUGGUGCUUAUGUUCGUGUCACUGCAGUAGAAAUUAUAAUUCUGUGUUUUUUAAAGUCUGAAUGAUUGAAACUUUUAGUACAAAGUCGUUUUCUUCCUUUUA
Molecule: messenger RNA, 1534 nt
Organism: Medicago truncatula (barrel medic)
Lineage: Eukaryota; Viridiplantae; Streptophyta; Magnoliopsida; Fabales; Fabaceae
Product: GDP-mannose 3,5-epimerase 2
Exons: 7
Coding region: 129-1262 (377 amino acids)
Molecular function (GO): GDP-mannose 3,5-epimerase activity; NAD binding
Source: RefSeq, a predicted model, not a curated record